AUGCAACAAGACUUCUUGGUAAACUUCCUCAUGGGUGGUGUGUCUGCCGCCGUCGCCAAAACAUGUGCAGCCCCCAUUGAGAGAGUGAAGCUUAUGAUGCAGAAUCAGGGUGAGAUGAUGAAGCAAGGCGCCUUAGACAGACGUUAUGCCGGUAUUGCAGAAUGCUUCACAAGGACUAUAAAGACUGAGGGUCUUCUUUCUCUCUGGAGAGGUAAUACUGCCAAUGUUUUACGUUAUUUCCCUACGCAAGCUUUAAAUUUUGCCUUUAAGGAUAAGAUUAAGGCAAUGUUCAAUGUCGGUAGAGACCAAGGAUAUGGACGCUGGUUAAGUGCUAACAUUGCAUCUGGUGGUGCUGCAGGUGGUCUUUCUUUAGGUUUUGUGUAUUCCUUGGAUUAUGCAAGGACAAGACUGGCAGCCGAUGCCUCUCAUCACGGUGCAGAACGCCGUUUUAAAGGGCUGGCCGAUGUAUACAAGCAAACUUAUGCCACUGAUGGUAUCCUUGGUCUUUACAGAGGAUUUGCGCCUUCUGUGGUAGGCAUCAUGGUCUACAGAGGUCUUUACUUUGGUCUCUACGAUUCUAUAAAACCAGUGCUUCUCACGGGUAAAUGGGAGAGAUCAUUUCCGGCAUCCUUCCUUCUGGGGUGGGUGGUCACUACAGCUGCUUCUACUGCGUCUUACCCAUUGGACACAGUGAGAAGACGUAUGAUGAUGACCUCAGGUCAACAGAUCAAGUACACAGGUGCUUGGCAUUGUUUGACUAGUAUCUAUGAGCAAGAAGGCUUCAGAGCAUUCUUCAAAGGAUGCGGUGCCAACAUAGUAAGAAGCAUUGCAGCGGCUGGUGUCAUCUCACUGUAUGAUCAACUCCAGUUGUUAAUGUUUGGUAAGACCUUUAAAUAA
Messenger RNA from Zygosaccharomyces rouxii, 897 nucleotides. RefSeq names its product ADP/ATP carrier protein AAC1 (gene AAC1). Gene Ontology annotation, biological process: mitochondrial ADP transmembrane transport; mitochondrial ATP transmembrane transport. Gene Ontology annotation, cellular component: mitochondrial inner membrane. NCBI's taxonomy places the organism in Eukaryota, Fungi, Ascomycota, Saccharomycetes, Saccharomycetales, Saccharomycetaceae. Gene Ontology annotation, molecular function: ATP:ADP antiporter activity. The coding region runs from base 1 to 897 and encodes 298 amino acids. The transcript has a single exon. The record is from RefSeq and is a predicted model, not a curated record.